CCUCACGCCACCAUCCGAUCCUAUAGAAAAUGUCGACAUCGACCAAGACUCACUUGCGAGCGCUCCGCCGGACUUCCCUCAGCUGGCCUCCCGCUCCACCGUCUGCCUGCCCAGAAUCCAGCGGGGUAGAUGUCUUUUCUCUAGAGCUGGGGAAGUAUUUCCUCGACCUCCGUAUCUAUAACGAUGCCUCGGGACCGAGUGGACGGAAGGGAGAGGUGGAUUGGGCUAUGGCUGGGGUCAGGCAGGUUCUGGAUGGGAGUGCCGAAGACAAGACGAAACUCAGGUUCAUAACCAUCAUCUCCUCCCGUACCCCUCACCCAUCGCCCAUCCUACCGCUCUCCGGAUCGGAAAGCUUCGCCAACCCUGAAGAGACCGAGAGCCCGUUGGAUACUUCGACUCCGGACGACGUCGUCAUACAACCUUUGCCCCAAGACUCUUCUCAUCCCGAUUCGAACCCGACGUACUUGGAGUCCGGAUGUAUGCCCAAUCCCACGGUGAUCCCCGCUUCAGACGAAUAUGUCCCGUUCGAAGAGACUUGGGAGAUCCUUCCUCUUCAAACCUCGACCUCCUCCUCCUCGUCUGAAUCUGAAACUACCUCCAAGGUUUUCCUGUUGGAAUCCCUCACCGCCAACACCGAGGAAGGGGGCAAAGCCUAUUUCGCCCAACUCGGACGGUAUCGGUUGGCGUUAUCCGAUCCGUGUGAUGGGACGGGUUCCGGGAAUGGAUUUCAUGGGUGGAUAGACGAAUGCGAUGGGGCUUCGAGCGAGUGGGUCGAAGUUAAGAGCAUCUCACAGGCGAGCAGAAAGGCCAUUGAAGGUGAAGGGGUUGAGGAGGUCCUCGAGCGGGUGGGCGAGGGAGAUAUGGUAUAUUGGGCAGGGAGGGAAUGGGUCGUCAGGGUCAAGACGGCCGUUUGAGAAGGUGAUUGAAGGCGAGGGCUGGCGAUAUUCUAG
Molecule: messenger RNA, 950 nt
Organism: Filobasidium floriforme
Lineage: Eukaryota; Fungi; Basidiomycota; Tremellomycetes; Filobasidiales; Filobasidiaceae
Exons: 2
Coding region: 30-914 (294 amino acids)
Source: RefSeq, a predicted model, not a curated record